CCGCGGGUCACUACCACUGUCGCGACGUCAUCAACUCCCACUGCACUGCUGUGAGAACAUCUGACUCCCGAGUCAUGCUGCGGCGACAUGAGCCUUCCUUAGACUGAAGGAGGACGCAUCCGCGGCAGAGCGCCCGGGAGAGAAGUGACCUUUGGCGAGUUUUACACGUCUGUAAAUAAAUCUUCUGCAGUCUGCCGAGUCGUGCUUGUCGCGGUGAAGUGUCGGGUCGAGAUGAUGUGUUGUGGAUGCGCGAGACACUGAUAAUGCGGCGAGGUACGUGAUAGUGGCCAGUGACAGAAUAAGCACUGACAAAGCUGCACGCGGAAAACUUGUGCUUUGAUUUCACUGAUUAUGCAAGUGACGCCCGGUGAAACUAACCCGUCAUAACAUGCGGAUGUGAGAGUGGAGAGGACCAUGUCCCGACUUGCUGCAUGGCACGCCUCCUCCCGCGUUUCCUGCAUGGCUGCCACGUGCCCCCUGCUCCUCCUCACACGCCAAACGCUGUUGACAACAUUUGCUCUUGUUAGCUCGCCUCUGUGGCCGCGACUUGGCCGGGACGCAGCGCCCCAUCUGUCAUGGUAGUUUAGAGACAUUUUCGGUGUGACGCCCCCGCCGUUUUACUGAGUGAUGUGCUCGUGUUGCUGUGAUGGUGUGUGAUGUGUAGUUCCUCUGUGGCGAUCUAGAGACACCAUACUGUUGAUGUUCAGUGCAGCUGACAGGAGGCAUCAGCUCGCUAGUGAUGUGAGAGGAAAUAUGCAGCAAGAGCUCACACAGUGUGGCAGUGAGUGAGUCGCUCCAGAUGGAAAUCAGAGUCAGGAAGGUCAAGAGAGUGACACCCGCAUAUCAUCCUCGCGUCAGAAAUAGGAGUGCGGAGACCAGGGUUAUCCCGGCGGUCCGCAAGGUUAUGUGAGGCUCCUGUGGGAGUGCUGGGCCUCCUGGUCGGAACAGCUCCGCCACAGCACCAGCCUCAGUCAGACCCCCGCCAGACAGACACGGGCCGGGCCACCUGAGCGUGCGAGCGAGCGAAGAAGGCAGACGAGGCGGCCCGCGGCGCAGCUCGAGGGGCGAGAGCCUUCAGGCACCGCUCUUCCAGGACUCGACUCGUCGCGCCGUUUCCUGGAGCCUGUGCGAACAACCCGCGAGUGUCAGUGUGUGUGUCGGGUGCUGUGGACAACACCAUCGCCGCCGCCCCCUCCUCCUCCUCCUCCUCCUCUCUCUCUCCUCCUCUUCCUCCUCCUUCUACUGGUCCUCCUCCUCCUGCCUUCUUGGAAAGCAUUUAUGCACCGUGCGGUCGGGAGCGCACGGAAGACUAUGGUAGAACAGCGCCAUGGCGGAGACGGGAGUGUGUGCGUCGACCGUAGCGCGCGUCGCGGCUUCGUCCAGGUGAGGUGUGCUUAUGUCACCUGAGCGAGGUGGCCAGCGGGUCGCAGUGUACACAGGGCUGGCAGCAAGUGAUCUUCGAAGACCCCACCCGGCCCACCCACCCACCCAUCCUUCCCCCGCCCUCUCUUGCCCUCUCCCCCCUCCUCCCCGCCCCCCGCGCCCCUUUCUGGUGGGGUCAAAGCGCCAGGCGAGAUGAUCAGCGUCGGAUGCGGCUGAGACGUCCGAAGCAGUCCAGUGAACCGCUUGGCCGUCGGAGAACAAACAACAGCCGAUGAACCUUUGGAAGCCGGCCGCCCGCAAGUCAAAAAAAGUCAGCAGCGGCGCGAGCGAAGAGGCCGCGUGGGCGGGGCUGCCGGACGUGGUGGCUGACCUCUCGUUGGCCACGCCCCCCGCCCCCCCUGCGCCGACCACCAUGCUGGGCGCCCGCGACCAUCACUACGUCGACAUGGGCGAAGCUCGCGCCCGGCGCCGGGACGCCCGCCCCCCUCCACCGCCCGUGACGCCGCAGGGCCUGGGCGCCGCGCCCGCGAUGGGAGCGGGCACGAACGGCGGCGGCGGGUGGCGGCACACGCCCUCGCACCCCUGGCCGUCGCCCCCGCCCGUCGAGCCCACUGGGGCCGGCAUGGGCGGCUCCGGUAUGGGCGUGUGUGGUGGCUCGUCGGGCGUGUCUGACGCCGAGGGCGCGCGCGUCAGGAGCAUUUCGAGCGACGGCCGCGGACCGCCCGGCGCCGCAGGCGACCGCCGCGUCCGCUGCUCGUCCGCCACGCGCUCGCGCCAGCACCGCCCACGCCCCCCGCCCGCCGACCGCCCCCCCGGCGGUGCCAGCGUGCCCUCUUCUGCGUCCCUUCCUCCUGCGGGCGGCGGCCACGGCGGCCAGCAGUCGUAUGGUUCCAGCGUCGCCUCCGCCCAACCCGGAGCCGGCGUGGGCGCGGUGGGCGGCGUGCUGGCCCGCCUCGCCGGCUGCCACGAGGGCCUGGAUGGGCGCGAGCCGGAGGGCGGCGCCUACGGGUACCAGGUGCGCGAUCUCGAGGCUCUCCUGACGCGGGCGUCGCCGGCGCGCCCCGCCAACCUGCCCAUGGUGCUGGCGUCGGCGACGCGCCUGCACAACAUGCGGCGCACGGCCGAGCCGCGCCCGCACAACCAGCCGCCCGUGCGCCCCUUCCUGCCGCUCGGCAUCAUCGUCAACGCCGUGUUCAAGACGCGCGACUGGCUGUACGUGCGGACGGCGCACGGCGCGGAGGGCUACGUGCCGUACCGGGUGUGUUUGCCGCUGGGCAUCCUGCCGCCCCCCCGCGAGGGCGGCGCGGCGCCAUCGGGGACGGCUGACGUGCCCGGCGUGGGCGUGUGGGAGAACCGGACGGACAUGUUUCAGGGUGCGAUGAGCCAGUUCUCGGCGGCGCCCGCAGUGGCCAGUGGCGCGAUGGGCGGAGUGAACGCGGAGGGCGGCGGCGGGCAAACACGCGGGCGGUCACGCGGCCGCCGACGCGCGCCCUGCGUGGAUUCGUCGAACCAGACGGACACCCAGAAGCUACAGCCGGGCGCCCGCAGCGCGUCCGAGUCACGGGCGCCACGCGAGACGCUCGACUCGCCGCCCGCCGCCGACCACGUGCUCGUGUAGAGGCUCGGGGGCAGGGCGGCGGCCACCGUGACGCUCCGUCGGCGAGAGAUGGGCUUUCUCUGGGUCAGUAACGAAGGUCGCUGAAGGCUGUGUGUGUGCGUGUUUUUGCCUCAUGACGUGCUUCCUCCUCCUCUUGGCCCUCUCUCUCUCGCUCUCGCCCUUGGAAGGUCUAGUGCUUGUGCCGUUUCAUAUUUAAGAGAUGCUGCGUAUAUGUGUGCAAAUAUGUGUAUGUGGAGAGAGAGAGAGAGAGAAAGAGAGAGAGAGAGAGUGAAAGAGAGAGAGAGAGGGAGAGAGAGAGAGAGAGAG
Penaeus chinensis is the source of this 3307-nucleotide messenger RNA. RefSeq names its product translation initiation factor IF-2-like. The coding region runs from base 1655 to 3001 and encodes 448 amino acids. Lineage: Eukaryota; Metazoa; Arthropoda; Malacostraca; Decapoda; Penaeidae. The record is from RefSeq and is a predicted model, not a curated record. The transcript is spliced from 3 exons.